GGAGUGAUCCCCACCACACCUCUCGCCAUGCACACUCCACUGAUGCCCAGCCAGAGCAUCGACAUCUCCCUCCCUCUCAACACCAUCGGCCCCGUGAUGAAAAUGGACCCACUCAACAACCUACAGGUGGCUGUGAAAAACAAUAUUGAUGUCUUCUACUUCAGCACGCUGAUCCCUCUCAGUGUCUUCUUCGUGGAGGAUGGCAAAAUGGAGCGUCAGGUGUUCUUGGCCACAUGGAAGGACAUCCCAAAUGAGAAUGAGCUGCAAUACCAGAUCAAAGACUGCCACUUAAAUGCAGGUGAGGUCAUCCAGCCCUCAACAUGCAUGACUCUGCUGUUGAGAAUGUCAGCACUGUUGCAUUUGGCUUGA
Molecule: messenger RNA, 369 nt
Organism: Sinocyclocheilus grahami
Lineage: Eukaryota; Metazoa; Chordata; Actinopteri; Cypriniformes; Cyprinidae
Product: AP-2 complex subunit beta-like
Exons: 4
Coding region: 28-369 (113 amino acids)
Biological process (GO): intracellular protein transport; vesicle-mediated transport
Cellular component (GO): membrane coat; clathrin adaptor complex
Source: RefSeq, a predicted model, not a curated record